UGGCCCAUUAUGUCUGAGCAGGUUUCACUGUGUUCACAGACACCAGCUCCGUCCGCAGUUUACAGACAGGUGUAGGAGAGCUGCACGGGGAGACCAGGUUCUGGCAUGGAAAGGACUACUGCAAUUUUGUCUUCAAAGAUUGGGUUCAACUUGAUAAACCUUUUGCUGAUUUCAUUGACAGGUACACCACUCCCCGGAUGCCCUGGCACGACAUUGCCUCUGCAGUCCAUGGGAAGGCGGCUCGUGACGUGGCGCGUCACUUCAUUCAACGCUGGAAUUUCACGAAGAUUAUGAAAUCAAAAUAUCGGUCCCUUUCUUAUCCUUUUCUCCUUCCAAAAUCUCAAGCAACAGCCCACGAAUUGAAAUACCAAGUACCUGGGUCUGUCCAUGCUAACGUACAGGUAUCAUCCAAAAUUCCCCACAGACAAGACUUUCAUCCUCAUUAGGAAUUGACUUUAGCCUAACCAUCUGGGACUCUUCUAUUAAAUUUCUGCCAGGGUUUUACAUCUGGUUAGCUCCACUCUCUAGAGCACAUUCUCUACAUUAAAUGUUAUUGAAACUGAUUUCUACUCCAUACAGAUGUUUUUGCAACAGCAAUUAAAGUUUUUCUUCCAUAAGUUGGAUCCUCUUAAGAA
Messenger RNA from Talpa occidentalis (Iberian mole), 635 nucleotides. RefSeq names its product phospholipase D1-like. The transcript is spliced from 4 exons. The record is from RefSeq and is a predicted model, not a curated record. Gene Ontology annotation, biological process: cell motility; regulation of microvillus assembly. NCBI's taxonomy places the organism in Eukaryota, Metazoa, Chordata, Mammalia, Eulipotyphla, Talpidae. The coding region runs from base 198 to 446 and encodes 82 amino acids.